Messenger RNA from Oncorhynchus keta (chum salmon), 915 nucleotides. RefSeq lists its product as uncharacterized. The coding region runs from base 1 to 915 and encodes 304 amino acids. Lineage: Eukaryota; Metazoa; Chordata; Actinopteri; Salmoniformes; Salmonidae. The transcript has 4 exons. The record is from RefSeq and is a predicted model, not a curated record.
AUGUAUUUCUCUGCCGCCCUUCAGGCCAAGCAGGCGGUGCACUGUGAUGUGGUGAGCUCCGGGUCAGCACCAUGUAGUCCCACCCCUCCUCAGCCCACAGGUCUCAUACUCCCCACCCUGAACCUGAUGAUAAGGACCCGGGGCAACGUGACGUUGGUGAACAAGCAGGCGGUGCACUGUGAUGUGGUGAGCUCCGGGUCAGCACCAUGUAGUCCCACCCCUCCUCAGCCUACAGGUCUCAUACUCCCCACCCUGAACCUGAUGAUAAGGACCCGGGGCAACGUGACGUUGGUGAACAAGCAGGCGGUGCACUGUGAUGUGGUGAGCUCCGGGUCAGCACCAUGUAGUCCCACCCCUCCUCAGCCCACAGGUCUCAUACUCCCCACCCUGAACCUGAUGAUAAGGACCCGGGGCAACGUGACGUUGGUGAACAAGCAGGCGGUGCACUGUGAUGUGGUGAGCUCCGGGUCAGCACCAUCAGGGAGUGGUCCCACCCCUCCUCAGGCCACAGGUCUCAUACUCCCCACCCUGAACCUGAUGAUAAAGACCCGGGGCAACGUGACGUUGGUGAACAAGCAGGCGGUGCACUGUGAUGUGGGUUACAACCCAAGCCAGGUGAGGGGCGGUGAGAAAACAGUAUGUCCAUCAUCAGAAACCAACAGCGCACCCCCAAAAUCUGCCUUAUACACGGACCCCCAGGAACAGGAAAUAACAAAACCAUUGUGGGCCCGCUGCAAAAUCUUUUCUCUGAGCACUGAUUCUCGCAUUAGGAAGCAGGAGACCCAGCCCUGUGUCUUACAGGACACCCAUGUGGUCUGCUGCACCCAGAGCACGAGCUGCAGCUCCGCCCUGGAGUCGGCUUUCCAGUGCCUGGGACAUGAGCCCUUCAGUUGCAUCAUCGUUGACGUCCUUUAG